AUGGCUCAUACCAGUAAUGAUCCGGUUACUGAGCCACAUGAUGGCAGCACAACCGGUCAGAUGGGUCCUCCAAGCCUAUUAGUUGCCUGCUUUCGUCUGAAGACGUCUGGGGAGCUAAGCCCACAGCAAUUUAUUACCAGCAGAACCACAGCUCACCUUGUCUCAGCUUUAAAUCGAGCAGUCCAGACCGUGUGUCGCCUCCGUAAAGGCUCCUGCGCAGAUUUGAUUCAACCUGCCGCCUUUCCUGCCAUAGUAACAACCACUGGUAGUAGUGCUCCCACUUCCGCACCAUCCGCUACCACCGCCGCCGCCGCCACUGCUGCUGCAACUCCUGACGGUCCCAGUCUCUUCUCCCCCAGUUGCCACCUUCCCCUGGAAGAGCUGGCCGAUUGGGGGAAGCAGCUGGUUCAAGAGAUGCAGGUCGUAUGUGGGGAAGGCUCUGCUGUUGCUGAGGAGAUAACAGGGGGAGGGGAUGGGCCAAGCGGAGAGGAGGGAGGCAGCGCAGGGGAGGCGGCAAGAGGAGCUCCAGAAGCAGACGCAUUAGGAAAGGGAGCAAUAGAAGCAGACGCAGUAGGGAAGGGAGCAAUAGAAGCAGACGCAGUAGGAAAGGGAGCAAUAGAAGCAGACGCAGUAGGAAAGGGAGCAAUAGAAGCAGGAAUAGCAGGGCAAGGAGCCGGAGAAAGGGAUGGAGCGCCAGUGUCAGGAGCAGGAGCAGCAGCAGCAGGAGUAGGAGCAGGAGCAGGAGCAGGAGCAGGAGCAGGAGCAGGAGCAGGAGCAGGAGCAGCAGCGGCAAUGCAAAGAAGUGCUGUGGCUGCGGAAGCUGGCGCUUCAGCGGCAUGUGUCGAGGCACCUUAUAACGAAGCACAUGCUUGUGGAGCUGAUGGCGUGGUGCGGUGGGCGAGCAACGCAGUGGGCAGGCUACAAGAGGCCCUGCAGGAGUAUGGGCUCUUCAAAAACAUCUAUGAGAGAUCCAAGGAUCCGAUAGUGGUGUACAGCAUGAGCCACCAGCUUCUCGACUGCAACCCAGCAGCGCUGCUUCUCCUCCGCUACCCCUCCAAAGCGGCCCUCCGCCACGCCGUUGCUCUAGGGUGCUCCUCCCCCCCUCUCUCCCCCGAGUUUCAGCCGGAUGGGGAGAGGUCUGGGGAGAAAGGGGCGAGGGUGGGGCGGGAGGUGGCGGAGAGAGGGGAGGUGGUGGUGCCGUGGACUUAUAGGAAACGAGAUGGGGAGCUGUUGCACCUUCGGAUUCACUACCAGCUCAUGCGUGUGGGCGCGGACAGUGUCUUUGUGGGCACGUGGCACGACCUGACAGAAACUCUCAGGCAAGAGGACGAGCUGCAGCGAGCCAAGGAGGCAGCAGAGGCGGCGAGUGAAGCAAAGAGCCUCUUCCUGGCGAACAUGAGCCACGAGAUUCGCACCCCCAUGAAUGGCGUGGUGGGGGUGGCGGAACUGCUGCUUGAUACCCCUCUCACCUCGGAGCAGCGCUCGUAUCUGGACAUCAUCCGCACGUCAGGGGACAACCUCCUUCGAAUCAUUUCAGACGUGCUGGACCUCUCCAAGAUCGAGAACCAGUCGCUGCCUCUGGAGGACGUACCCUUCUGCCUUGCUACAUGCGUGAGAGAGGCGACUGCUCUUCUCUCUGUUGCCGCAGCAGACAAGGGCCUGCAGCUGGACAGUCACAUUGACUCAGACGUGCCUUGCUUUAUUCGGGGAGACCCGGGGAGGCUGCGGCAGAUCAUUCUGAACCUCGUGUCCAACGCGAUCAAGUUCACACAGACAGGAGCUACCACUGCAGCCACUGCAGCAACGCUUGCCGCUAAUCUCUCCCCCUCAUCUCUUGAUUUCCUCCCUUUCUUCCCACUUGUUACGCAGCAGUGGAGAGCGGCAGCAACCACCACUUCAACAGCAACAGCACCAGCAGCAGCAACUACCAUCACCGCGGCCGCAGCAGCAAUCACCACCGCAGCAGCAUCAAUCACCGCAGCAGCAACAGCAAUCACCACCGCAACAGCAGCAGCAGCAGCAGCAGCAGCAGCAGCAGCAGCAGCAGCAGCAGCAGCAGCAGCAGCAGCAGCAGCAGCAGCAGCAGCAGCAGCAGCAGCAGCAGCAGCAGCAGCAGCAGCAGCAGCAGCAGCAGCAGCAGCAGCAGCAGCAGCAGCAGCAGCGAGCAUGGCUGACAUUCAGUGUGGCGACCCCUCCACCUCCCGCCGCUACGGCGGCACCGGGCUCGGACUAGCCAUCUCCAAAUCCCUUGUGAGCCUCAUGGGCGGCGAUAUUCGCCUGGUUAGCGCGGUGGGCGCCGGGUCGACGUUUUCGUUCACGAUCAAUGUCGCGGUGUCGCCGGCUGCGAGUGACGUUGCUUCCAAUGGGGCUGAGGCGGUGCGGGCAUGCGAGGGCAAGGAGUACGACGUGGUCUUCAUGGACUGCCACAUGCCUGUGAUGGACGGUUUUGAGGCCACAGAGAAGAUCCGACGGCUUGCUCUGCUGCAUGAGCGACUGCGGUGCACUCAGGUCGGCAUGGACCACUUCCUGACAAAGCCCGUGAGGCCAAGCGAGCUGGAGACGCUGCUGCGGCAUGUGGAGCUGCGAGGGGUGAUGAUUCGGCAGGAGGUGGUGCGGGGGAGAGAUAGAGAGGAGCAGAGAGGGGUGAUGCUUCAGCAGGAGGUGGUGGUGCGAGAGAGAAAAGAGUCAGGGAUGUUGAGAGGUGGAGGAGAGAGGGAGAACAGAUUGAAGAGGGAGGGGAGCGAGGAGAGGGAGGAGAGGGAGGAAAUGGAGGAGGGGGGGAAGAGGGAGGAGGCUGAGCUGGCACACAGCCCAGGAGUGCAGCAUGCUGAGCUGGCACAUAGCCCGGGAAUGCAGCAUGCUGAGCUGGCACACAGCCCAGGAAUGCAGCAUGCUGAGCUGGCACAUAGCCCAGGGGACAUGCCGCCACUGUCAAACAGCCGGGAAAAGGACGGGGAGGAAGGGGCUUCGGGGCGGGCCGUGUCAGAAAGGUGGAUGAGAGGCUUGCUGAAGGAGAGGCAUGCGGAGGAGGAGGAGGAGGAGGAGCUCUCAAAUGAGGAUGUGGUUGAUAAGAAAUACCUCGUUUCAAGAGCCACCCGGCCCUUCGUGUCGGCCCCUUCCGCCGUUUCUUCCGCCUUCCCGUCCGUCCAUGUUACUGAAGCUACGGAGGUGGACGGGCAGUGGUUGGCAACGAGCGUGCAAGUAACGGUGGUGCGGACAAAACGGGAAGCUGGGGCCUCGAGUGGCAAAGAGAAGUAUGGAGACAAUACGCAGCAGGGCGAUGAUGAUAAUACCCAGCAGGGCGAUGAUGAUAAUACCCAGCGGGGCGAUGAAGAUACGCUGCAGCGGGAUGAAGAUUCGCAGCAGCAGAAAACGGUGCAGCUGGCGCAACUGGCUCCGGAGGCGCAAUGGGAGCAGGAGCUGUGGCCAGAACGGGAAGCCGGGGCUUUGAGUGGCAAAGAGAAGCAUGCAGACACUAUGCAGCAGGACAGCGACGACACGCAGCAAGGCAAUGUAGAUACGCAGCAGAAGGAAUCAGUGGAGCUGGCGAGGGAGGCGCAAUGGGUGCAGGAGCAGGAGCUGUGGCAUGGGGAAGAAAUGCAGGCUCUUCGGAAGCAGGAGCAGCGCGCUCAGCAAGAGGAGCAGCGAACGCGGCAACAAGUGCAGCGCACGCAACAAAAGGAGCAGCACUCGCAGCAAGAGGUGCGCCCCGCAGCAGCAGCACUCGUCUGGACACCUCCCAUGCCGCCUCUCAAGCCGCUGAUGGCGGGGAAAAAACGGAAGCGCGCGGCCAGGAGAAGGGACGCGGGCGGGGAAAGGGGCGGCGGUAGAGUUGGCGGUGGUAGAGCGGGCAGGGGCGAGAAGCCCACGGCUGCGACGGGCGAGUCUGCUAGUAACACCACCCCGACGGCCACCACAGCCGCUGCUUUUGAGACGAAUCAUGAGACGUCUCAAAAGUCGGAUGCGAAAAGGAGCGGCGAUAGAGUUGGCAGGGGCGAGAAGCCCACGGCUGCGACGGGCGAGUCUGCUAGUUACACCACCGCGAAGGCCACCCCCGCCGCUUCUCUUGACAUCCCAGCCACGGCCGCCGCGAGAGCAUCUGGUGCGGCAGAUGCACCUGGUGACAUGGGGGCCUCCGCGAGCGUAUCCGUGGGGGCAGCGUGCAAGGGGCGGGCGAUUUACGUGUACCCGCUAUCGGCGCGCUUCAACCAGUGGAUGGUGGACGACUGCUUGGAGAGCCGCAUCAAGGGUGCCGAUGCGGAGGCGGUAACUGAAGCAGCAGCCGAGAUAGGCCGGGAGGCGGCCAGUCGAAAAGCCAAGGCUGCAGCAGCAGGAGGAAAAGGAGAGGAAAUAGCUGAGAAUAUUGAGGAGGAGGAGCCUAGGGUGGAUCUUCCUGGAUGCACUGAUCCGAGGAGAGUUGCAGGCGCGAUGCUGCAGGCAGAGUUUUGUCUCCAGCCAGUGGGAGACAGCCAAACCCGCCGGUCCUUCUUUGACUCGAUCAUAGCAGGCUGCAUACCUGUGGUGUUUUCCUCGGAUACUUUUGACAGCCAGUAUCCGUGGUUCUUUGACCCUAAGCCGGAGGCACGGCGCAAGAUUGCAGUCAUGGUGGACCCUGAGGAGGUGAUUUCAGGCCGAGUGAAGAUUGGGGAGCUGCUGGGGAAGAUAUCUGUGGAACGGAAAGAGGAGAUGAGAAAAGAGAUGCGGCUUCAUGUUCCAAGGCUGUUGCUGCGGGACCAUACAAAAGAGGGAGAGCACCCCUGCCGAACCUCGGACCCAGACUCGGCAGACUUCCUGUUCAUCCCGGCGUACCUGGGUUGGAUGAUCUGGUCGCUCGUGGAGCACGGGCUUUUCGAGAAGCGAGACGACCCGGUUAUUGAGCUCGAGAGGUAUUUACUCGAGGAGAAUGCGGAUUUUAAGAGGCUGGUGAAUCGCGGCGACCACGUGCUUGUUCUCGGCCGUCCGAUCUGGGACUUCAAGCGCGAUCAGGAUAAGCCUGAGGGGUGGGGGACUGAUCUGUGGUGGCGACCUACCUUCAAGAAUGUCACACUCCUUACAGUGGAGGCUCCUCCCGAGUGGUACGGGCGGGAGGUGUUUUCUGUUCCCUACCCAACCUGUUUCCAUCCGGUAGGCUCGGCAGAGCUGCAGGGGUGGGUUCGGCAUGUUCGGGAGCAGCCUCGGCCGUACCUGUACUCGUUUGUAGGCGGGAAGCGAGCGCAUGCGACCUGGGAGGGCUCGCUAAGAGGGGUCUUGCUAAACGACUGUGAGAACGAUCCUAAGAGGUGCAUCUUUUUAGAAUGUACUGUUGCUGAUGCGGAGGCGGCGACUUCAGCAGCAGCGGAGAUAGGCAGGCAGGCACUGAAACGGAAGGAAAUGGCGAACAGCAUGGAGGGGAAGGGGGAGGAGGAUGAAAUUGAGCCAGAUUUUCCGCUGAGGGGAUGUAUGGAUCCCAGGAGAGUGGCUGGCGUGAUGCUCCAGUCCGAAUUCUGCCUGCAGCCUAUUGGGGACAGCCUCACUAGAAGGUCAUUCUUUGACUCGAUAAUAGCAGGGUGCAUUCCUGUAGUGUUUGCUCCGGGCACGUUUGAUUAUCAGUACCCCUGGUUCUUCGCUAUUGGAGAUGAGGCUCGGAGGAACGUGUCAGUGAUGGUGGCUUCGGACGAUGUGAUCGGUCGGAAGGUUAGGAUCGGGGAGGUGCUGGGGGGGAUAUCGGAGGAGAGGAAGAGGGAGAUGAGGGAAGAGCUUUAUAAGCAUAUUCCGAGGCUGCUUCUAAGGGAUCAUACGAGGGUGGGGGAGGUGGGAGAAGAGGGUGUGUUUGAAGAUUUAGUGGAUAGGACCAUUGAAGGGUUGAUUGAGAGGAAGAAGAUGAGGAGAUCUGGGGUCGCCAAGAGCUAUUUCCCUUUGUAG
This is a messenger RNA of Closterium sp. Yama58-4, 5901 nucleotides long. The record is from the annotation of a GenBank genome assembly. NCBI's taxonomy places the organism in Eukaryota, Viridiplantae, Streptophyta, Zygnematophyceae, Desmidiales, Closteriaceae.